Messenger RNA from Effrenium voratum, 962 nucleotides. Lineage: Eukaryota; Dinophyceae; Suessiales; Symbiodiniaceae. The record is from the annotation of a GenBank genome assembly.
CAAGGAUGUUCGCCAAAGAACUAGCAGGGCGUCCUUGACCUAUUUGCACGGGCGUGCAGUUCAUUGUGUGAUGGGCGAGGAGUCAGAUUCCGAUGAUGAAGAGGUGGAGUCGUGCUGGAAUGCACUUUGCUCUGGCUUCAAGUUAUGCUCGGGGAACUGCGAGCUCGGCAAGGUGCUUCUUGCAUCUGGCUUGCAAAUGGCUUCUGUGGCGCUGCCUGAAACCUUUGUCUUUGCGUUGCUUAGAGCGCGGAUUUGGGGAAAUAACAUGUCGAGCUACAUGGCCUAUGCAGCAAUCGGCAUCAACUCAGUUGCCGUAAUCUUUGGCGGACCUUUUGGCCGCUUCAGUGACUGCGUGGAUCGUCGCUUGGCUGCUGCGGUUUUUGCCAUAGGCACCUUUGCCCCAACAUGGUCGCUGUUGAUAUUUGGGCACACGACUGCGAAGGCACUUUGGAUAAGUACCGUCAUCAAGGUAGUGGGCUCCUAUGGUUUGACGAGCAACGUCAUGCUGGCGCUGAUCAAUGAUGUCACACCUGCAGAGGAUCGGGAAGAGGCUGUGGGCGCAUACUAUGCUGCCAACAACCUCAUGAGUUUGACGAUGACGGGAAUCCCGGUGCUUCUCGUUCUGAUCCUUCGGGUGGUGCCCAAUGUCCCGACCAUUUUCCUGAUUGCUCAGGUGGUGUUGAGCGGCCUGUGCCUGCUGCUGCUCUCUUCAGUAAGGAUAAAGAGCAACGAACGGCCUGAGCAGGAGGAUGGUAGCAGUGACAGCGAAAGCGGGUUGGUGAAGUCACAGAGGCUGUGUUGCAAGCCCUCUGCUGCCAGAGAGGUACCUCAGAGCGGAAGCUGCGUGAGCGCCAUGAGUCACCGAAUGCGGAGAAUAGCAAGGCAAUUCAUCAUGCCUGUUCGCUUGGCCUGUGGGAACCGGCGUCUAAGACGCUUGUGGUGCUGUGGCUUCAUGCUGAUGU